Molecule: messenger RNA, 2521 nt
Organism: Tetranychus urticae (two-spotted spider mite)
Lineage: Eukaryota; Metazoa; Arthropoda; Arachnida; Trombidiformes; Tetranychidae
Gene: Pbp95
Product: proximal sequence element A Pbp95
Biological process (GO): snRNA transcription by RNA polymerase II; snRNA transcription by RNA polymerase III
Cellular component (GO): snRNA-activating protein complex
Molecular function (GO): RNA polymerase II cis-regulatory region sequence-specific DNA binding; RNA polymerase III type 3 promoter sequence-specific DNA binding
Source: RefSeq, a predicted model, not a curated record
CGUACAUUUUAAUAUAGUAUUUUAAAUAUUAAUCGUGCUGUCCAAGUUUUACUAAAUUGCGUAUUAUGUUUGCUGUGAAAUUGUUAACACAUAGAAAAGUUUUCUCAUCAUUUAGUCUUCGCUUCGCUCAGGCUAAUUAUGUAUAAUGGUGCGUUUGAAGUAGAACCUGAUGCUUCUGGCUUUUGUGAAUCACCUGAUGCUAAUGAAACACAUGAUAUACCCGAUAUAAAUGAGUUACCACCUUCAGUUCCCUCCUGUUAUAUCAUAAACCAGGCUUAUCAAAAUGAACUUGAAAUUUUUAAAGAGGAUCUGGAAAGGAAGCUGAUCGAGAAUAGAGCUUUGCAAGAGAAACUUUAUAAUGAAGAACCAGCCAUCAGUGAUGUUGCCCAUCCAAAUUCAGCACUCAAAUUCUUAGUACCCUAUUUUCGUGACAGAAAAGGUUUCAAACCUGAGGAUAACGAUGAUACAAAAAGUAGGAAACUUUCGGGUGCCAUAAAUUUUUUCUAUAGACGCAAGAAAAAACCAUGGAAUGAUCAAGAUAUAAAUAAUUUGAGGUCAGCUGUUGAAAGCUGUGUUCGCAGAAAAACUUUGGAACCUUACACUAGGAAACAAGAUUCUUUACUUGCUGAAAUAGAUCAAUUAGAAGCCAUUGGAGCUGAUCAAGAUACAUUGGAAGAAAAAAUUGAAAAACUGGAAAAUGUUAGAAAUGAAAUUAACGAAAUCUCUGAAUUACCAGUAACGUUUUUUUAUCCGCCUCCAGAUAAAAGUGAUGAUAUUGACUGGUUAUGGGUUUCAAGCCAGUGUUCAGCGCUAUAUAAUGAAUUCGAUUGUGAAAUUAAAUGGUCAAAUUAUUUACACCCUGAAAUAAAUCAUGAGAAAUGGACUUCAGAAGAAGAAAGUAAACUGAAACAACUCUGUAAAAAGAUACAUACCGAUUGGGAUAUGGUUGCUGUGAAUUUAGGAACAAAAAGAACUGCAUGGGAAUGUUUUGAAAAGUAUCAAUCCCACUUCAAUGAGAGGAUCGUACGAUCUGGGCAAUUCACUUAUGAAGAGAACUGUUUAUUGAAAAAGUUAGUGGAUAGACUUUCAAUUGGAGAUUACAUACCUUGGCAUCAAGUUGCAUAUUUUAUGACACAACGUUCACUAGCACAGAUAAAGCAUUUCUGGAAUAAAAUAAAUUGUAGUAGAAGAGGAGCAAAAUGGAAUGAACUGGAAGAUAAAGUUUUGCUAGCUGCUGUUGAAAAACAUGGAACUCGUAAUUGGAAGCACGUAGCUUAUUUCAUCCCAGGAAGAAGCAAUAGACAAUGUAGAGAACGGUACAUGAUGCGAUUAGGAAUAAAAGAUCGUAAACUUGCUGAUUGGACUUUUAACGAAGACUGUAAAUUAAUUCAAAUUGCUCCUAAUUUAAAGUUUCGAUGGAUUGAAAUGAUGGCGCAUAUACUUAAAAGAAAUGCCCGCCAAAUAGCGGCACGAUAUGAUACUCUUGAAAGAUGUCGAAUCGCCAAUGAUUUACGUUAUUAUAAAGAUUUACAAGAUUUGGUGCCGCGUAAAAAAUCAUCAAAAAGUAAUAAUUUUAUCAUUCCUGAGUUGCAACUAGAGGAAGGUCAAACUAUCGACGAUUUUUUGCGUUCCGGUAAAAAAGAAUUGGAAAUAAAUCUGAAGAAUAGUAAUUAUCGACCAAAAAUUAGUAGACUUGGAAAUGGAGGGAGACCGAAAAGGGCUGAAAGGGAUGAGAUUGUUGAACAAGAACUUGUCCACCGAUUUAGUUUUUAUUCUCUCAUUGGUAAACUCAACCCUCAAGUCAAAAGAUUGGAUCGUGCUAGUCAAGAAGCAAUUGUGCUGGAUGUUUUAAAUUCAUUAUUACAAGAUUAUUUUUCUGGCAAAUUACCUGAAGAACCUCAUCUUUUGGUACAAAUUGUAUCUGCUGUACUCAAAAAACAAGUGAUUGGAUUAAACCCUGAUAAACUUGGUUAUUGUCCACCAAUUUUCCCGCCCAACCUGGUUACAACAAAUUCUUACCAGUGCCUUUUAUUUAUGAAGCAACAUUUAAUAAAACAAUUAGAGGGAAAAACCAUUGAUACUAGUCAGCACGAGUGGCACCCAAAUUAUCGUGCACUUUUAGGCUUUCUCGUUUCUGUUUAUUAUUGGCCUUGCUUUCUUUCAACUCAACCACCAGAAUCAACUCAACCUCCCAAAAAUCAACUGGAUAAUAUGCAGCUAUUAUCUGAGCUUUCAACAAUUUCAUCAAAUUCAUCAACUUCAUCAACAUCAUCAGCAUCAUUCUCAUCAACGAAAAAACAUUCUAAACGAAGGAAAAAAUCUCAAUCACCAAAUAUAGAUUAUCUUAAUGAAGCAAGAGAGAAACAACGAUAUAUAUUUGCACUUUAUCAAGGAUAUCUCGAAUCCAAAGCGAGACAAGAAGUUAACCCACAAUCUAAUGCAAUUUAAAUUGUAUGUUUUUAUACCAAAUUAUGUUAUAUAAGAGUUAAAUAAAUAAUGAAAGAUAUUGAAAAAGAUUAAA